AUGAGAAUUUCCGGAUACGGCAAGCUCAUUACCGAGCGAUAAAAAGAAAAAAGAAAUGCUACAUUUGCAGACGGAACAGAGGUUAAAUUUACUUAUCAGGAUAUUAAAAUUUUUCAAUUAUACCAUCUUAAGUAAAACCUAGGGAAGAUGUCAAGCGUUGAAAGAUCACACCAGUCACAUCAAUUCACCCACUCCAAUACCAAGAGAAGAGCCUCAGUUGUAUUUGGCUCAGUUGGGAAGGGAGGUUUAUACAUCCCUCAAGAUUUUAUUGGAGCUGGGACUUCAGAUGCAGAUGAGUCAUUGAGUCCUGCUGUAACUGGAGAUGAUGAAAUAUUUGAAGCUAAUGAAGCCAAUGAAAGACUGGCAUUGUUAAGUCCAGGUCCUAAGAAUUCUAGAUUUCGUCGUAAAUCAGAAAUAGCUCGUGAAUUGUUGCAAGAAGAGAGAGAACUCUUAAAAGAUCAUAAUUUACCAGUUUAUGAGGAUGAAGAACAAUUAAUUGAUGCAUUUGAAGAAGCAGUAUUGACUAAAAAGAUAGGUGAAACUACUGCCUUAAUAGAGUUGAAGGCAUUGAUCAAAUCUUCGAUUCCUCUUGUAUUAACAUUUUUAUUACAAAAUUCCUUAUCAACAGUUUCAGUAUUCAUGGUGGGACAUUUAGGUGCAACUGAGUUGGCUGCUGUAUCCAUGGGUGCAAUGACAGCAAAUAUAACCGGUUAUGCCACUAUCCAAGGUAUAGCCACUGCAUUAGAUACUUUAUGUCCUCAAGCUUUUGGUGCCGGUAAGUAUACCUUAGUCGGUACUUAUUUACAGAAAUGUUCUGCAUUAAUUAUAGUAGUCAUGUUCCCAAUCUUAAUCAUUUGGAUGUUUUUUGGUUAUGAUUUGAUUUGUCUUAUAGUUCCCGAUAAAGAUACUGCCAAAUUAUCGGCUGUUUAUUUACAAUACAUUGCACCAGGUAUUCCAGCAUAUAUUUUAUUUGAAUGUGGAAAGAGAUUUUUACAAGCCCAAGGAGUAUUUCAUAUAUCAACUUAUGUAUUAUUAAUAGCUGCUCCUUCCAAUUUAAUAAUGAACUGGUUAUUGGUUCAAUUGUUUGGAUACCUUGGUGCUCCAAUGGCAGUUGCUAUAAAUUACUGGUUAAUGGCUAUUGGAUUAUAUAUUUCUACAAUAUAUUUUGUUAAACCUGAAGAUACUCCAACUGGCCAUCAUCCAUUGAUUUGUUGGGGAGGAUUGGAUCUUAAAGAAGCUUUCAGUAAUUGGGGAAAAUUAGUUAAUUUAGCUAUUCCAGGUUUAGUUAUGUUGGAAGCAGAAUUUCUUGCAUUUGAAAUAUUAACUUUAAUUGCUUCAUACUUGGGAACUGUUGCUCUUGCAGCUCAAUCUAUAGGUGCAACAAUGGCAUCUUUAACCUAUCAAGUCCCAUUUGCUCUUGGUAUUGCAUCAUCAACUCGUAUUGCUAACUUUUUAGGUGCUGGUCUUGGUGGAGCUGCUAAGAAAUCAACUCAAGUGUCAUUAGUUUGUGGUCUUGUUGUAUCAUUAGUAAACUUUUUAGCAUUAUUUUGCUUCCAGACUCCAAUUGCAAAGGCCUUUACUGAUGAUGAAAACGUUAUUAAAACUGUUCAAAAUGUUAUGUGGUUAAUUGCUUUGAUGCAAAUCUCGGACGCUGUGAAUGCAAACUCAGCAGGUUGUCUUAGAGGUCAAGGACAAACUAAGAUUGGUGGUAUAAUCAAUUUAUUUUCAUAUUAUGUUGUAGGUUUACCAUUAUCCAUAUAUUUGACAUUUUACUCACCAAUUAAAGGAACUCUUCAUGGUCUUUGGAUAGGUAGUUGUGUCGCAUUAACCAUUAUCGGUGGUGUUCAAAGUUAUUACGCUGUAUUUGCUGAUUUUGAUCAUUUAGUCGAUGAAGCUAGUAAAAGAACUAAUAUAGAAGGAGUUUAAAUAUACUAAUGACAUUAUAAUAUAUAAUAUUACU
Messenger RNA from Scheffersomyces amazonensis, 1960 nucleotides. RefSeq lists its product as uncharacterized. Gene Ontology annotation, cellular component: membrane. The transcript has a single exon. NCBI's taxonomy places the organism in Eukaryota, Fungi, Ascomycota, Pichiomycetes, Serinales, Debaryomycetaceae. Bases 148 to 1926 code for a protein of 592 amino acids. Gene Ontology annotation, biological process: xenobiotic detoxification by transmembrane export across the plasma membrane. Gene Ontology annotation, molecular function: xenobiotic transmembrane transporter activity; antiporter activity. The record is from RefSeq and is a predicted model, not a curated record.